This is a messenger RNA of Gastrolobium bilobum, 2388 nucleotides long. Its product is annotated as exocyst complex component EXO84B-like. Gene Ontology annotation, biological process: intracellular protein localization; exocytosis; Golgi to plasma membrane transport. Lineage: Eukaryota; Viridiplantae; Streptophyta; Magnoliopsida; Fabales; Fabaceae. Gene Ontology annotation, cellular component: exocyst. Bases 1 to 2388 code for a protein of 795 amino acids. The transcript is spliced from 7 exons. The record is from RefSeq and is a predicted model, not a curated record.
AUGGAAUCUUCAUCUACGCCUCCUAAGUUCCACUUCCGAGACCACUCAUUUCCGGAAUCUCAAAAUUCGAUGCAUUCAUCAGAUGCCAGUUCCGACGUCGUUUCUGCGGUCUCACUGUCUAUCAGUGAUCCUGAUAUUGCUGAGCUUGAUAUUGAAUCCAUGACCGGAAGGGGCAUCAAACAUCUGUGUGAUGAACUUCGGGAGCUAAAGGAAGCAGCAAGUGAAGAUUUACAGAAAAACAUCUUUGCUAAUUAUUCCUCUUUCCUUAGAAUAUUAGAGGAGGCGACAGGAGUAGAGAAUGAGCUUGUGCAACUAGAAAACCAUUUCAUAUCCCAUAAAAGGCUAGUAAAGGACCUUACUGAUCGCAUAUAUCCGAUGACAUUGUCCUUAAACUCAACCUUCGAAGAUCAUAUAGAUGAUGUUGAACCAUCUUCCCCAAGCGAAUUGGAAUCUCAUAUCAAUGAUCUUUCAGAGAAGCUGGAUAUUCUUAUGGCAGAAAACAGGAUAGAUGAAGUCCUGGACCUUAUAGAAUCUGCAGAUGAACAUUACCAAAGAAUCGAAUUGGAAGACUAUUCCCAUAGUGAGAUAAUGUUGUUUAACACUGUAAUUUCUGAGAAAAAGUCCAUGCUUACACAACAGUUGACACAGAUAGCAGAGAAUAAAAGAACAUCAGGACCAGAGCUACGAAGGGCACUAGCUGCACUUUGCAGGCUUGGUGAUAGUCAACUUGCCAUUCAUCUGUUGUUUAAAUAUUACCAUUUGCGUAUUGUAACAGGAACAAAUGAUUUGCAGUGGCCAAAAUCAUCUUCAAAUGAUAUAUGUAUCAGGGAAUUUGCAAGGUUUGUGUUUUCUAUGAUUUCACAAGCAGCAAGAAGCUUUGUGAUGUUAUGUGGAGAAACUUCUCCUUAUGCCUCAGAACUUACGCUGUGGGCACAUGAAGAAACAAAGUCAUUUAUUGCUUGUUUUGACAAACAUAUUAAAUGUUUCUCAGCAAUAAGUGUUGGGUUGUCCUCUGCCAUAAAUGCUGUGAAGUUUGGAGUCUUGUAUUGUUCUUUGUUAGAAAAUCAGAAACUGGUGUUGCGGCCAUACUUGGUAAGGCAUCUUUGCCCCUGCAUGGAAGAGGUUUUGGAUACACAUAUAAACCAUUAUAAGAAAGUGAUUGCUAUCUUCUCAGAAAGUGAUCCUUGGAUUUUAGAGAAAUACCUUGUGUCUGGAGUGUUUGGUGGAGCUGGAUCUUCAACUCUUGCUGUUGGGGAACAAACAGAAUAUUGCCUACUAACUACCAGUGGCAGGAAGGUUCUGACACUAUUGCAGGCCAUCAUAGAAGAUAUUUCUCCUUUAGUUGGCCUUCAAAUGGGAAGUUUAGUCAUUAGUGGACUCACGAACCUCUUCACAGAGUAUAUAAUCAUACUUGAGAGGGGCCUUACCAAUGAAACAAGCACAAUAGUGCAAGGUAGUCCAAGAAUCAAGUUAGCUGAGUCACUACCACAACAGGUUUCUAUUUUAGCCAACUUGUCAACGUUAGUGCAGUUUCUCUCUACUAUGGUCAAAAGUAUCUUUAGCAGCUCCGGUCACAUGGAUUCACAAGUAAUUGAAAACAAUUCAAUUGUUCAUCAGCAGCAAGAACUUGAUGAUUUUCUAUUGUUUAUUAAAGAGGGCUCCAAUAAGUUGAGAAAUGUGUUCUGGCAGCAAUUAGUUCUCAGAGUGUUGUCUACUUACCGUAGCCAUGAAAUAUUUUCAGCUUUUCAAUACAAUGACCAGUUUGAUGCUAACAUGAUACACAAUCCAAUGCCCUCUUUUAUCUUUCAGGUUUUGUUUCUAGAACUGAGGAAAAUAGAACAACUUGACGAAGAAAAUGUGUUUGAAGUGAAUUGGUUGAUGGGAUUACUAAGAGAGCUGAUGGAGUUUAUGUUUAUUUGGGUUUCCAAGAACAAAGAGAUCCAUGAAACUACGGAAGAGAAUGUGAGCUUACAAACUGAUGAGGCCAACCAGUUUAUUUUGGAUGUGCAAUUCCUGGUGGAAAUUGGAAUGUAUGGAGGAUACUUCUUCAACGAUCCUUUGCUCCUUCUCACUCUCAUGAAAUCAACCUUUAAUUCAGCAGGACUUGACCCUUUCAAAGAUGUAGAUAAUGAUGAUUGGGCUAUAGAUGCUGCUACAAAAACGAUUCAAAAGCUGUUGGAGAUUGAGAAAACAAGUUUGCAUCCAAAGGAACCUGUUGUUACUAUCCAGGAGGAGUUACAUGAAUAUGAGAACCAAAUCAAUCAAUCCACUUAUGGAUGUAAUGAUUCUUUUGAGGAAGGUGAUAUAAACUCUUCAGAGAAUAACAUAGAUGAGGUGGAUGAAGUGGAAGAUGAGUCAGAAGCUGCUGCCCUGUGGAGGAAUCAUUAG